CAAUAGAUUAUUCCCAUUGGCACAAUUGAAAACGAAAAGUACAAUAAUAAAUUAGCAAAUUGGCCGUUUACUAUAUAUCAUACACAUUGCCGACACGAAAUAUGGCUGUGCAUUGAAGGUUUAACAGUAGAGUAAUUGCCAAGAAAUGCUUGGAAACAAAGUAAAAAAUAUAUAUAUAUACCCAAUAGAAUUGCUCGGCGGUGGCCUUGCCGAAUUUAAAGCCACCAAAUCUUACGCAUGAACGUAACUGCAGGUUGUUAACAAGUAAGAGUAUAUAUAAAAGCUCUGCUGGUUGCCUGAUCAAUACCAAGCACCUUGUCAUUCUUUCUAGGAAGCAAAGUUACUAGCAACUUUUGUUUUUUCAAUCUCAAUGGGCAGCCUUGCGUCCAUGAAUGAAGAUGGAAGCUGUUCUACCAACAUCGUUAACCCCCUAGACCCUGAGGAAUUCAGAAAGCAAGGUCACAUGAUCAUAGAUUUCCUAGCUGACUAUUACCAAAACAUUGAGAGAUACCCAGUCCUCAGUCAAGUUGAACCGGGCUACCUUCGGAAACUCUUGCCAAUGUCCGCCCCAUAUAUUGCAGAACCCGUUGAAGCAAUCCUUCAAGAUGUUGAGAAACAUAUAAUCCCUGGUAUAACACACUGGCAAAGUCCUAACUAUUUUGCAUACUUCCCAUCAAGUGGCAGCAUUGCUGGCUUCCUUGGGGAGGUGCUUGGCACCGGUUUCAAUGUGGUGGGAUUCAAUUGGAUAUCAUCACCAGCCGCGACGGAGCUUGAAUCCAUAGUCAUGGAUUGGCUUGGUCAAAUGCUUGAGCUUCCUCAAAGUUUCCUUUUCUCUGGAAAUGGAGGGGGUGUGAUACAGGGAACUACUUGUGAGGCCAUGUUGUGUACACUAACAGCAGCAAGAGAUCAAAUGUUGAGCAAAAUUGGGAGGGAGAAUAUUGCGAAAUUAGUUGUCUAUGGGUCGGACCAAACACAUAGCGCUGUAGCAAAGGCAGCUAAAAUUGUGGGUAUCGACCCUAAAAAUUUUCGGGCCAUCAAGACAAACAAAUCAACAUUAUUUGGUCUGUCACCAGAAUCAUUACGAAUUGCAAUAACUACAGAUGUAAAAGCAGGACUGAUCCCACUAUAUCUCUGUGCCACAGUGGGGACAACGUCGACCACCGCUGUUGAUCCGUUGGGGCCGCUGUGCGAUGUAGCAAAAGAAUAUGGAGUGUGGGUUCAUGUCGAUGCUGCUUAUGCAGGAAGUGCCUGUAUUUGCCCUGAGUUUCGACAUUUUAUCAAUGGUGUGGAAGGUGCCAAUUCUUUUAGUCUUAAUGCUCAUAAAUGGUUCUUCACCACUUUGGAUUGCUGUUGUCUUUGGGUGAAGGAUCCAAGCACUCACAAAUCUCUCUCAACGAGCCCGGAAUACCUGAAAAAUAAAGCAACUGAUUCAAAGCAAGUGGUAGACUACAAAGAUUGGCAGAUAACUCUGAGCAGAAGGUUUCGAGCUAUGAAACUUUGGCUUGUGCUUAGAAGUUACGGUGUGGCCAACCUUAGAAACUUUCUGAGAAGCCACGUCAAAAUGGCAAAACGUUUCGAAGAGCUCCUGGCUUGCGACAACAGGUUUGAGGUGGUAGUACCCAGGACUUUUGCUACGGUCUGUUUCAGGGUUUUGCCAUCCGCUUUGUGUAAAAUUCAGAAUGAACCUUGCGGUGAAGCUGAUCAUCAUGUUCAUCAGAAGCAUGCAAAUGAGUUCAACAGAAAAUUGUUAGAGUCAAUCAACGCAUCGGGGCAUAUAUACAUGACUCAUGCUCAGGUUGAGGGAAUUUAUAUGAUGAGAUUUGCCAUCGGCGCCACUCUUACAGAGGAUAAACAUGUUAUCAAGGCUUGGGAGGUGGUGCGAGAGAUGGUGGAUACCAUGCUCAAGCUCAAUCCACAGUAAUUAUUACUAUGCAUAUUAUAUAUAUAUAUAUAUAUAGACAGAUAUUGAUCCUGUCUUUCUCCAGUACGAGCUGUUUUAAUUUCUCUUGUAAUUUUCCUUCUACUAUUGAAUAAAGUAUUUAAUUUAAUUUGAUUAGACAAUAACCUUCACCUACAAUUUUAGAGCAGCAAAUUUCUUAAUGGAUGGAUUUG
This is a messenger RNA of Theobroma umbraticum, 2112 nucleotides long. RefSeq names its product tyrosine decarboxylase-like. Gene Ontology annotation, cellular component: cytoplasm. The record is from RefSeq and is a predicted model, not a curated record. Lineage: Eukaryota; Viridiplantae; Streptophyta; Magnoliopsida; Malvales; Malvaceae. Gene Ontology annotation, biological process: carboxylic acid metabolic process; amino acid metabolic process. Gene Ontology annotation, molecular function: pyridoxal phosphate binding; carboxy-lyase activity.